Molecule: messenger RNA, 1261 nt
Organism: Rhagoletis pomonella (apple maggot)
Lineage: Eukaryota; Metazoa; Arthropoda; Insecta; Diptera; Tephritidae
Source: RefSeq, a predicted model, not a curated record
UUAAUCCAUCGACUAGUUGUCGCUAAAGUCAUGGCAACCCUGGUCAUACUCCAAUAAGGAGAUGAUUUCUUUAGAAAAUGAAUUCAGCAAAUUUGAAAACAUCCAGCCACAAACCGUAUUCAGAUUUGAUUUGAGAAGGAGCGUCAGUAGAGUGCCGAGAUAUUUUUUAUUGUAACUCAGCGUCGCAAACGGUCUAUGUCCUUUGAUGAGGCUUUGAUAAAUAAAUCAAAAUCUAGAAGCCAAACACCAAGCAAAAUACACAUGACACCACAGAAAGCCAAGGCAGCCCGUACAAAGUUGCCAAACUUUGCAGCAAUACAUCAAAAACAUUUUGAGAAGAUGGAAAAUCUUGUGGAUCAUGUAAAUCGCAAGGCAGAGCGAGCUAAAAUACUCAUCAACUCUGCUACUAAACAACGCGUUGCGUCUGCACAAAAGGAAGCAAAAACUCAGCAUGGCGUUGGUACUCCAUCCGCCGUAGCAGAAAAACCCAAAGCUGUAAAGCGAAUUGACUUACCGGAUUCGUCCAACUCAACAUUUACCCAAACAAGUAAUACAUCGUUGUAUAAGGCAGUUGAGACAACACGCAAAGAUUUGAAUGAUUCAAAACUUCCUAUUCCACGUGUUGGUGUUUGCAAGCCGAUGCUAGGUAUGCAAACGGCCCAAAAAGAAAAUCGUCAAGUAAAUUUACCAGAUCCACGGUUAGGUAUAAUUAAGCCACAUACAACCACCAAAGCCAGCAGCAAAAAUAAGCAAUUGACGCCGGCAAAGAACGCGUUCAAACCGACACAAACACGUCAAGCACCCAAGCCAGCUUUCAAUCUAUCUACGGCACUAGAAUCACAUUUUAACUAUACAAAGUUGGAUGUCGCAACUGCAUCAUUUGCGAAAACCCAUACCAAGGCCAAAAGCGCACCACCAGCAGCCAUGUCGAUUGAUGAAAAAAUAGCUAAACGGCGCCAACGUCACAUGGAUAUGUUCAAGGCGCGUGGAGCGAAUGCGCGUACUACUCCGGGUACGGCGGAAAAGAACUACGGGCAACUUAUACGCGGCGUACGUUCAAAUCGUAGAUUUGAGCUGCAAAUGGCGCAUCGUAAGAAUAUGGAACAUUAAAUCGUUUACAAAUGCAUUCUAUUUUUAACAUUUACCUCUAGUUGUAUGUUCUUUAGUUUACAGCUUUUCAGGCUUUAUUAACCAAGUUUUGUAUGAGUUUAUUAAUGUUUGACCUGGAUGCGGUCAACAAGAAUCACUUUAAUCUUGAAUA